CGACGAUGACGGGCUUUUGGAAUUACCUCUUUGACGACGACCUCGACCUCGGACCGUUCGUCGACGCGGCUGGUCGCCCGGCGACCUUGGCCGACCUCAACAAAAUCGUGCUCGUGCUCUUCUCCGCCUACUGGUGCCCGCCGUGCCGGGCGUUUACGCCGUCGGUCCUCCAGUUUCUCCAAGCCCAUCCGAGCGAGGUCUCAGUUAUUUACUUUGGCCGCGACCACAACGCCAAGAUGCAGCGAUUCUACAACCGGCACAAACCGUACUACCGCUUCGAGUGGCGCGAGGCCAACGCGGCGGCGUUCCAGGCCAUCAAGGCCGCGUACCCGUCGAUCCAAGGCAUCCCGACAGCCUUUGCCGUCGAGCGCGACUCGGGCAUGGUCUUCUCAGAGCGCGCCCGCAUCGGCGUGCUCCUCCAGCCCGAUACGAUCCUGAGCCUCUGGCGCGCCGGCGACGACAUUUCCGAAGCCGACGAAGAGGCCUACUGGCUGCGCGACGAGCCGGUGGCCGACGAGGUCGAGACGGUGGACGUGAUCUCGCACCUUCCGCUCGAAACGCUCGUGACAGCAAACGGCGAUCACAUUGCGUACGACGACCUCCACGCCUUUGUGCUGCUCUACUUUAGCGCGAGCUGGGCAGCGAGCGACGAGCUCACGCGCUCGAUCGACGACUUUGCUAUUGCCAAUGCCGACGACGUCUCGGUCGUCUACUUUAGUUUGGACGACGAGCCAAGUAGCGACGAGCCGAUCAAGGACACGUCAUUCCACCGGUUCACGCACAGCAGCAACUUGGCCGAGACAGCCGACGCGAUCGACAAGGCCCUCUCGGCGCACGACGCCUACAACACGCUGGGCGCCCCGCGACUGCUCGUGAUCGAGAAAGCGUCGCGUACGAUCGUGGCCACGAACCAUUAUGGUCUCGUGAUCAAGCCCGAUGACGUCGUGUCGGCGUGGAAGGCUGGGGACGCCGGUGUGACCGAGGACGAAGUGGACGCGUAUUUUGAGCAGCGGUAGUCGAGAAGGUCGAAUGUGUUUUGUACAAAUAUGGAGUGGAUUUUGUAGCAGUA
This is a messenger RNA of Saprolegnia diclina VS20, 1069 nucleotides long. RefSeq lists its product as hypothetical. The record is from RefSeq and is a predicted model, not a curated record. NCBI's taxonomy places the organism in Eukaryota, Oomycota, Saprolegniomycetes, Saprolegniales, Saprolegniaceae. The coding region runs from base 6 to 1016 and encodes 336 amino acids. The transcript has a single exon.